CUUAGGGUGCAGACGUUUUUGUUGUUGAAAAAAAAAAAGUGAAAUUGCAAAUAAAAAUGCGGUUGUCCAGUGCGAGGCGCGACGCAAGUCGUCCCGCCUCCGUUUGAUUUGUAUGGAGCUUGGAACCGAGCGAAAAGUGAACAGUCACCCAUUCAGAUGUGUUUUGUUAUCUAGCUCGAACGCACGUGUGCUCUGUUACUGUAUCUACACUGUGUCCCAUUUGUGCGAACUGUCUGUGCUCUUAAACUUUGAGAAGGUACACGCAUUAGAGGAGUUUGUUUACGAUAUUUCCUAAACAGGAGUGUAAUAAUUAAUUAAGAGCAGCGUUUGCAGCAAUAUUGAAAUGAUUGUCGCAAAACUUUAAAUCUACAUGUCAAGAAGGAAUACGAUAGCACUCCGCAGUAAGAGAUUAAACGAAAGUGAAGAAUUUAAAACUGUGAGAUCGAGGACUAGCCGGUCCUUGAUGUACUCGACAAGUUACAAUAUUUGCACCAAAAAACUCUGUAUAUCUAAGAAACCCUGUCGCUAUUCUGCGAGAGAUCCAAGAUUAAGACAUUGGUCUAGAGAAUUCAUUAUUUCGUCAACGUAGAAGCCAUUGUAUAUUCACAUUUGGUAGUUCGUUGUCUUUUGAAGAUUUAUUUAGAGCUUCCCCGCAGUACGUAACCGGAAGCGUGUUAUUUUAAAAGUCCCAUAAGCGACUAAUGGACUCUCAAAGAGCCUACUCAAAUGGAGUUCCAGGUAAAGAGAAAUCAAUCAAAUAUGAACACAAAGUACCGUCUGAAGAGGAGAAGACUACGUCUCCACUCCUUAGCAAAGUGAAUGACCUUAAGUAUAUAGACGCAGAAAAAGAUGAAAGAUAUGGCGUAAGAGAUAUAGAUAAACCUAAAAAUGAUCUCAACAAAGUCAAUUCUAUGAAAACGGACACUGAACAGACUAAAGAUAGUCUCAGUGUAAGUUAUCAGAAAAACCAGAAAAGUGAUGAUGAUGCGAUCUCGAAUAAUGAUGGAGUCAAAUUUUUGGGAUUGGGAGAUGGUGACAGUAUUUGUUCCAGUAAGCCGCCCCCGGAACAAGCCCCCCAGAUACCAGAUGGUGGAUGGGGAUGGGUGGUCGUAGCCGCAUCUUUCUUAAUUGCUACUGUAGCAGAUGGACUGGCAUUUUCUUAUGGGUUGAUGCACAAAAAAUUCGUUGAAUAUUUUGACCAGAGUGAAGCAAAAACUUCUCUUAUUGGCAGUUUGUUUAUUUCCGUUCCCCUCAUAUUAGGGCCUAUUAUGAGUGCGCUAGUAGAUCGAUAUGGAUGCAAGUAUAUGACGAUUCUAGGCGGAGUGGCAUCUACAAUUGGUUUUGUGGCUGCAUCUUAUAGUAAUUCUGUUGAAGUCUUAUGUGUUACUUACGGACUCAUGGCUGGUGUUGGUAUGGGCCUCCUAUACGUUACAGCCGUAGUUUCCAUAGCUUAUUGGUUUGAAAAGAGACGUAAUUUAGCUGUGGGAUUAGGAUCAUGUGGAGUUGGAUUUGGAACUUUUGUAUAUUCCCCUCUUACUACUUAUCUAUUAGAUGAAUAUGGAUGGAGAGGUGCCUUAUUACUCCUCGCUGGUACUGUACUUAAUGUGUGUGUUUGUGGUGCUGUUAUGAGAGACCCUGAGUGGUUAAUCUUAGAACAAAAGAAACAGAGAAAAUUGAAUCAAGCAAAGAAAGCAUCUAGUUCCGUUUCUAUAUCAGCGAAGUCUGGCGGUGGGGAAUCUAUGUAUCCUGGUGUUGAGGAAUUAAAGACACUAAUGAAAAGUGGUAAAACUCCUGAAUAUAUUCUAACAGACCUUAUUACUUCGAUUGCUCAACAAGAGAAUCUGGAAGCAGCAACUAAAAGAAAUACAGAUAUGUCACAGCAGAAAGUUAGUUCUGUCAUCAAUUUACCAACGUACUUGCGACAGAGUGAAAAGGUUCCAGCUGAAGUAUUAGAUCUAAUUACAUCAAACAAACGUCUGUAUAACGUAGUGUUACAAAACUACCCAUCUUUAUUAGCUUUAAGAAGCAAUUCAGAACAGAAGCUACCUAUCGAGGCACCUUCUGAAGCUUCUAAAGGUAAUCCAGUAACAAUGUCAAUGAAAUUGAAACUGAAUAAAAAAGACAAGAAAGACUUUGAAAAGAAAUUAGAGAAAGUAAGAGAGAAACUUCUUCAGCCCAUUCCGGAGAACAAGGAAACAGCCUGCUCGAGACAGGAUUGGUUUACGAGACAGCUUUAUACCGAUCACCAUUAUCUGAGGGAUUUAAGGGUCCACAGAAAUUCUAUAAUGCAUCGAGGCGCUAUGAUGAAUAUUGCAAAAUAUAAGCUGCGUGCAUCGUCGUGUCCGGAUAUUUAUAAAAAUUCUAUGUGGUCAAUGGAAGAUCAGGAAGAAAAGACAUGGCGAAGACGCUUACUGAAUAUGAUAAUCAAGACUUUUGAUUUCAACAUGUUCACCGAGUUCCACUUCCUCAUGAUGAAUAUAUCUACUCUAAUAUUAUUCAUCUGGUUCAUCGUGCCGUACUUUUAUAUCUCCGCAUUCAUGCAAAUGAAUGGAUACGCCAAGGCUGAUGGCUCGUGGAUGCUUUCGCUGUUUGGUGUUGCCAGUAUUAUUGGGAUUGUGGGCCUUGGUUGGAUAGGCGAUUUGCCGUGGGUGAACAUUACCAAAACUUACGCACUGUGCUUGGUAAUUUGUGGUGUCAACAUAAUUCUCUUUCCUAUACUGAUUGGACUACUGGAUGCGCGGCAGCCUCAUAGUUUCUACGUAUUAGCUGUGAACGCGGUUAUGUUCGGCCUUAUGUUCUCCAGUUCCUACUCUUACACCCCAAGUAUCCUGGUGGAACUGAUUGCAUUGGAGCGCUUCACGAUGGCGUACGGUCUGGUGCUGCUCAGCCAGGGUGUGGGGCAUUUAAUUGGACCACCUAUGGCUGGUGCACUUCGGGACGCUACCGGUUAUUGGGACGCCGCGUUCUACGUAGCUGGCAUCUGGGUGGUAAUAUCUGGUCUAUUAGUCGGUGUGAUACCGUACACGAAGAACUUCCGUAUGUGUGGUAACGCACCGCUCGCUAAAGACGUCGCCAGCGACCCGGACCCAAGUGUUAGGAUUAUUAUAGCUCACUAACUUAUAUUCUAUACUUCAUUUAACAUCUUUGGCAGAAAAAUAAAAAAUGUUUCGACCCUUGGAACAUACUAGAAAAAUCAUUGUAGCUCUAAGACUUCAAUGUUUGGAGACCCUUGAUGUAAGUGAUGUAGUAUUUGUUUUUAAUAAUCAAUUAUACAAAAUAAAAUAUUUCAGAUUAUAAUUCAAAUAUUAUUUUUUAAUUAAUUUAUUCAAAAUACUUAUAACAGAUAAUACAAUUGAUAUUGCUUGGGAUUUAACGAAUUCAGCUAUAUAUAAACAAGUAUCUCAAUGGAAGGUACGUGAUACCUACCAUGCCACUCUUAUGACUGUCAACUGCGAUAAAUCAUAUUGUGACAUAUUGGGAAUUUUAAUCAAGAUAUAAUCUGUGAUGCAUAUGAUUAUAUGGCACCCACAGAUAUAAUUAUUAUAGUAUUUUUUGUUCUAUCAUUAAAUAAAAUCUUUUUAAAUGAAUAAUUUCAGGAAUAUUUAUUAUUAACAAAUUAUGCAAAGACUACUACAUUUUGGAAUAAAGUUUUUAGAUAGAAAAUUUAAACAAAAUGAUUGCAAAAAUUACAGCGACUUAGCGUAAUUCAAUAUUAAAAUAGUGUCUUAUAUGAUGACUUUGACUAUAUUUGAUUUGAUGAUCUAAUUGUAUGAAAUUUAUUGUACGUAGGUACAAUGUUAUGUCACAUUUCAUAUAUGUGUUUUUGAAAUAAAAUUAGAAGAGAUAACAAUAAACGUUGUGACAGUAUGUUUAUUUAAGAGAUUUUGUAGACAUAUUUAUUUAAUUAUCCUUUAUGAGAAUUAUGUAUUAAUAAAAAUGGUGAUAGAGUUAUUUAUACCUUUUAAAGUUUUUGUGAUGUGCGAGGUGUUGUCGACCUUUUAAUGUUUUUUUUUUUAUAGAUCUUUAAAAUCAUUGGUAUAUAAGUAUGCAUUGGCCUAGAAAUAUUGUCGUAAGUUGUUUAAAAAAACAAAAUUGUGUUCUGUCCAUUUCUAAAAGUUUUUACUCAUAUAUAACCACUUGUAUCCGGUCCUAACCGGUUUAUUUUAUAAUUCAUGUAUUAGAUUAGAUACAUUUGAUUCGCGUGAAUUUAGUUUAGUUAUUUUAGUAUUUAUUUAUAGCCUCCUAAGGAGGGUAUUACAUUGUAUUGACAUUUAGAAAUAAGUUUUAUGACUUUAAUUAAUAUUAUUAAUGGUAGCGUUUGAAAUAUGUCGAGACUACGUAUGAAAUAUAAAUGAAUCGUUCUGUCCUUAGGAAUACCUAUUCACUAAAUCAAUAUUAAUAUAGUUUCUUUUUUUCUUUGUCUGUCUUUUAUAAUAAAUAUAUAUUCAAAUCAACAAAAUAUAUAGUACAUCUAGUUUGGUGCUUGCUUGCCUACCUAUGAUUAAUUUCAAAUUAAUUAUAAAUAUUUAUUAGCCGCCACUUGACCCGCGUGAUCGGCAUUAUUGAUUAACUUGAACGAAACGUAGCCUAAUUUCCUUGUCCUUGGCAAAUAUUACGUGCAUUCCAAGUUUUAUGAUGAUUGGUAGAACCGUUGUGACCCUAAGACGAUAUCAACAAAUUCAAUUUCAUAUUUAUAAUAUGUAGUUAGCUUGAUAGAUAUGAAUAUGGAAAAAAUACUUUCUACACGGCAUUUGUAGACCACAAUAUCCGUAUGUCCGAUGUAUAUCCGAUGGUAGCGGAUUCUAUUCCUUGCAUGGUGCAAGCAUUUAUAUCUAUGAGUAUGAUUGUUUGUAUUGUUUUGGGUGUUUUCUGUAUAUUAUUAUAUAUGUAUUUAUAAAAACAAUAAUGGCACUAUGUGAAUUUUCCUGGGUUAUUAUUUUUUUCGUAAUAAAAAUAAAUUUAAUUGUCAGUUACAAGAGUGCUAAAAUAUGUGCAUAUAGAGAAAAUGUGAAUAGGUAUUUCGAGGUUAGAUAAUUUAUCUGUGUAAGUAGCUAAUACAAGAGUUUGGUAACGAGUGAUAAUAUAGGUAAUUUGACUGUAUCCUAACUGCAUAUCAAUGGUAAAUAAAUAUAUACUUGCCAUUUGAAACACCGAUAGAUAAUAGCGUAAUGAGAUGAAUUUAUUUUUGUAAUGAUAUCUUCAAAGUAUUGUAGAAACUAAGUUUGUUGAAUGAAUCUACUUACCUGCCUAUUUUGUGUCAAGGUAAUACAUAUAAUUUUAUGUACGUGCCUUUAAACUACUGAAUAAAGU
This is a messenger RNA of Achroia grisella, 5310 nucleotides long. Its product is annotated as monocarboxylate transporter 14-like. Gene Ontology annotation, biological process: monocarboxylic acid transport; transmembrane transport. The record is from RefSeq and is a predicted model, not a curated record. Bases 702 to 3116 code for a protein of 804 amino acids. The transcript is spliced from 7 exons. Lineage: Eukaryota; Metazoa; Arthropoda; Insecta; Lepidoptera; Pyralidae. Gene Ontology annotation, molecular function: monocarboxylic acid transmembrane transporter activity.